AUGUAUGACGCGGACGAGGGUAGGUGUCCCCUGCGAGACACCCGUGUGCUGACCCACCUCAGCGGGGAAGCCGAGGGGUCCGGGGUGGGUGGAGGGUCUGCGGCCCGCCUCCCCAGCCCGCAGCCGCGGGACCCCCGCCCGAGCCGGGCCCGAGCCAGUUCCUAUUUUGAUGAAAAAGGCUUGGUGAGACAACAGCUGGAUUCUUUUGAUGAGUUUAUUCAGAUGUCAGUUCAAAGAAUUGUGGAAGAUGCUCCACCCAUUGACCUGCAAGCUGAAGCUCAGCAUGCUAGUGGAGAGGUUGAAGAACCGCCAAGAUACCUGCUAAAGUUUGAACAAAUUUAUCUCUCCAAGCCUACACAUUGGGAGAGAGAUGGUGCCCCUUCACCAAUGAUGCCCAAUGAAGCCAGAUUAAGAAAUCUCACGUAUUCUGCUCCACUUUAUGUUGACAUAACAAAAACAGUCAUUAAAGAAGGUGAAGAACAACUUCAGACUCAGCAUCAGAAAACUUUUAUAGGAAAGAUUCCAAUUAUGUUGCGUUCAACUUACUGCCUCUUGAAUGGCUUAACAGAUCGUGAUCUUUGUGAAUUAAAUGAAUGUCCUUUGGAUCCUGGUGGCUAUUUCAUCAUUAAUGGGUCAGAAAAGGUUCUAAUUGCUCAAGAGAAAAUGGCAACAAACACAGUCUACGUGUUUGCCAAAAAAGACUCUAAAUAUGCCUACACAGGAGAGUGUAGAUCAUGUCUGGAGAAUUCUUCCCGACCUACCAGUACUAUAUGGGUUAGCAUGCUGGCAAGAGGAGGACAGGGUGCAAAAAAGAGUGCUAUUGGUCAGCGCAUUGUGGCAACUCUACCAUAUAUCAAGCAAGAGGUUCCCAUCAUCAUUGUGUUCAGAGCUCUAGGUUUUGUGUCUGACCGAGAUAUCUUAGAACAUAUUAUUUAUGAUUUUGAAGACCCAGAGAUGAUGGAAAUGGUUAAACCUUCUCUUGAUGAAGCCUUCGUCAUUCAAGAACAGAAUGUUGCAUUAAAUUUCAUUGGUUCAAGAGGAGCAAAGCCUGGUGUUACUAAAGAGAAAAGAAUUAAAUAUGCAAAGGAAGUCUUACAAAAGGAAAUGCUUCCUCAUGUUGGUGUCAGCGAUUUUUGUGAGACUAAAAAAGCCUAUUUCUUGGGGUAUAUGGUUCAUAGGUUACUUCUAGCAGCUUUGGGUAGAAGAGAACUAGAUGACCGAGAUCACUAUGGGAACAAAAGAUUGGAUCUUGCUGGGCCCUUACUUGCAUUCUUAUUUAGAGGCAUGUUUAAGAAUUUGCUAAAAGAAGUACGGAUCUAUGCACAGAAAUUUAUUGAUCGAGGAAAGGACUUUAACUUGGAAUUGGCAAUUAAAACAAGAAUUAUAUCGGAUGGGCUCAAAUACUCUUUAGCUACUGGAAACUGGGGUGACCAAAAGAAAGCUCAUCAAGCCAGAGCUGGAGUAUCUCAGGUUUUAAACCGCCUGACUUUCGCUUCUACUCUUUCUCACCUGCGUCGAUUAAAUUCUCCUAUUGGUAGAGAUGGCAAGCUAGCAAAGCCAAGACAAUUGCAUAACACCCUGUGGGGAAUGGUGUGUCCUGCUGAGACCCCAGAGGGCCAUGCUGUAGGACUUGUGAAGAAUUUAGCCCUGAUGGCUUAUAUUUCUGUUGGAUCUCAACCAUCUCCAAUUCUGGAGUUUUUAGAAGAAUGGAGCAUGGAAAAUUUAGAAGAGAUUUCUCCUGCAGCUAUUGCUGAUGCCACUAAGAUUUUUGUUAAUGGAUGCUGGGUGGGAAUACAUAAAGAUCCUGAGCAACUUAUGAACACACUAAGAAAAUUGCGACGUCAGAUGGACAUCAUUGUGUCUGAGGUGUCUAUGAUCAGAGAUAUUCGUGAGAGAGAAAUUCGUAUCUAUACAGAUGCAGGCCGUAUUUGUAGACCGCUUCUGAUUGUGGAAAAACAGAAGCUACUUUUGAAGAAAAGACACAUUGACCAGUUGAAAGAGAGAGAAUAUAACAACUCCCCAAGAAACACAUACCAGUCUGCUAUGGGUAAGCAGGCCAUGGGAGUUUAUAUAACCAACUUCCAUGUUCGUAUGGAUACACUGGCCCAUGUUCUCUACUAUCCUCAAAAGCCACUUGUGACCACCCGGUCUAUGGAAUACCUACGAUUUAGAGAAUUGCCAGCAGGAAUCAACUCAAUUGUGGCCAUUGCAUCAUACACUGGAUAUAAUCAAGAAGACUCUGUUAUCAUGAAUCGCUCAGCCGUAGACCGAGGCUUUUUCAGGUCUGUUUUCUACCGCUCAUAUAAAGAACAAGAGUCUAAAAAAGGAUUUGAUCAAGAAGAAGUUUUUGAGAAGCCUACGCGUGAAACAUGCCAAGGUAUGAGGCAUGCCAUUUAUGACAAGCUGGAUGAUGAUGGGCUGAUCGCUCCAGGGGUCCGUGUAUCAGGAGAUGAUGUUAUCAUCGGCAAAACAGUCACCUUGCCUGAAAAUGAAGAUGAGCUGGAGAGCACCAACAGGCGCUAUACCAAGAGAGACUGUAGCACUUUCCUUCGAACCAGUGAGACAGGCAUUGUGGACCAGGUGAUGGUAACUCUGAACCAAGAAGGAUACAAGUUUUGCAAAAUAAGGGUGCGCUCUGUUAGAAUCCCACAGAUUGGAGACAAAUUUGCUAGUCGUCACGGCCAGAAGGGUACUUGUGGUAUUCAAUAUAGACAAGAGGACAUGCCUUUCACCUGUGAAGGUAUCACUCCUGACAUCAUCAUAAAUCCCCAUGCCAUCCCCUCUCGAAUGACUAUUGGUCACUUGAUUGAAUGUCUUCAAGGAAAGGUAUCAGCUAACAAGGGUGAAAUUGGUGAUGCCACUCCAUUUAAUGAUGCUGUUAAUGUCCAGAAGAUUUCUAAUCUCCUGUCGGAUUAUGGCUACCAUCUCAGAGGAAAUGAGGUCCUCUACAAUGGGUUCACUGGUCGAAAAAUCACCUCACAAAUUUUUAUUGGCCCAACUUACUACCAGCGCUUGAAGCAUAUGGUGGAUGACAAAAUUCAUUCUCGUGCUAGGGGACCUAUUCAGAUCCUGAAUAGACAGCCUAUGGAAGGUAGAUCUCGUGAUGGUGGCUUGCGCUUUGGAGAAAUGGAACGUGACUGUCAGAUUGCCCAUGGAGCAGCCCAAUUUUUAAGAGAAAGAUUGUUUGAGGCUUCCGAUCCCUAUCAGGUUCAUGUGUGUAACCUUUGUGGAAUUAUGGCAAUUGCUAACACCAGGACACAUACGUAUGAAUGCAGGGGUUGCCGAAAUAAAACCCAGAUUUCUUUGGUGCGAAUGCCUUACGCGUGCAAACUGUUGUUUCAGGAACUUAUGUCUAUGAGUAUUGCACCUCGAAUGAUGAGUGUUUAACUCUUCAAAGACUCUAGACAAGAUAUUUGGGAAUCUGUCUUGUUUCUGUGGAUGCUUUAAAAAUUACAAAAUUACUGCAUUGCAGUUAAAAGCAUUUGUUUUAUUGAUAUGCAUGUAAAUAGGUAAUAAAUUUUUAUAGAUGUC
This is a messenger RNA of Dipodomys ordii (Ord's kangaroo rat), 3531 nucleotides long. RefSeq names its product polymerase (RNA) II (DNA directed) polypeptide B, 140kDa (gene Polr2b). The coding region runs from base 1 to 3387 and encodes 1128 amino acids. The record is from RefSeq and is a predicted model, not a curated record. The transcript is spliced from 23 exons. Gene Ontology annotation, biological process: DNA-templated transcription. NCBI's taxonomy places the organism in Eukaryota, Metazoa, Chordata, Mammalia, Rodentia, Heteromyidae. Gene Ontology annotation, molecular function: DNA-directed RNA polymerase activity; ribonucleoside binding; DNA binding. Gene Ontology annotation, cellular component: RNA polymerase II, core complex.